AUGUCCCUCACAGUGGAUCCUCCAGCAGCCCAAGUUCCAGCCGGCGGCGGAACCUCCGCACACAAGCUCGCCAAUGGCGGCGACGCCAAGCUCGUCUUCAAGGUAAACUCAUCAAGUUUAUUAUUGGAUAAAAUAAUCCAGAAAAAAAGGGAAAAAUAAAAAAAUUUUUUCUCUUGUUUUUCUUUUUAUAAAAAAACGGAAAGCGAAAGUUUCUUGGCGAUUUCUGUGACUUUCUCUCGUUGUGUGAAUGAUCCAAGAAGAAAAAUUUGUUUAACAAAUCUGAAGGCUUCGAAAGUUUUUUUAUUAUUACUAAAGCCAUUUUAUAUCAACUCAAAUUUUUUUCUAAAGUUUUUAUAAACUUGUCGUGUGCUGUUCAGAUUUUGAAUGUCAAGUAGAAUGGCUUCAUUCGAAAACGCUCUGUGUGUGGCUCGCUCUCUGAUUGGUUUAUCGCGCCAUUAGGGGACGGAGCUACAGCGAGGACGUGACAUUUGAAAUCUGAACAGACUAUGAGGAGACCAUUAAAAGUGCCUACUCACUUCCGAUCACUACAAAGAGAACUGAAAAGAUUCAAACGAGUUUACAAGUAAAUUGCUAGGAACAUUUUUUUUAAAAACUAUGAAUACGGGACGAAUCGCAGGUGAAGAGUUCGAACAACACAGAAUACCGGAUCAAGCCGGUGUUCGGCUUCAUCGACGCCGGGGCGACGACUGACCUGACCCUGACGCGGCUCUCCGGACCGCCCAAGGAGGAUAAACUCGUGGUGCAGUUCGCGCCGGCGCCCGCCGACGCCGCCGAUCCUCAGGCAGCUUUUGGUGCCGUACAACCUGCAGGCAACGUCACGAUUCCCAUCACGGCCGCCUAA
Caenorhabditis auriculariae is the source of this 862-nucleotide messenger RNA. Lineage: Eukaryota; Metazoa; Nematoda; Chromadorea; Rhabditida; Rhabditidae. The record is from the annotation of a GenBank genome assembly.